AUGGAGGACAGGAGUGCCUCCAAUGGCCAUAAGUGUCUGGGCAGUGCAAGUUGGGGCUCCCUGCGGGGGCAGGAGGUCCGGGAGCUCUGGGACAGCGCUCCCCGGCCGGCCCUGCCCUGCCACAAAAUCUCCGUGAGCAACAUCGACUUUGCCUUCGGCCUCUACUGACAGCUGCCUCUGAACGCCCCUGGAGAGAACAUUCUCUUCUCCCCAGCGAGUGUCUCCCUGGCUUUGGUCACCCUUUCCCUCGGAGCCCCGGCGGCCAGCAGGACUCAGCUACUGGAGGGCCUGGGGUUCAACCUCACCACGAUGUCGGAGGCCGAGAUCCGGGAGGGCUUCCAAGACCUGCUGCUCAGGCCCCACACGGGACCUCGCCUCCUCCUGACCACAGGCCAGAGAAGCUUCGGCAGUCUGCUCCCCAGGGUCACCCAAGACCUGGGGGAGGCUCAGAAACACAUCGAGGAGUACGCGGAGAAGCAGACCCAGGGGAGGCUUGGGCCCUGGGUGGAGGACAUGGGGAAGGAAGCCACAGAGGUUCUGGUGAAUCACGUGGUUCUCAGAGCUGAGUGGAGGCAGCCCUUCGACCCUCGGGCCACCCGCCUGAAGGAGUUCUUCCUGGACGAGCAGAGGGCUGUGCAGGUCCCCAUGGUGAAGCAGAAGGCCGGCCACCGCCUCCUCCAGCACGCGGAGCUACAGCGCACCGUGCUGCAGACGGACCGCGCCGCAAGCCACCACCUUCUCCGUCUUCCCCAGCCGGGCAAGCUGGGGCUGGUGGAAGAGGCGCUGCUGCCGCAGACGCUGAUCAAGUGGGACUCUGGAAUCCAGUGCCGAGAACUCGACUUCUACUUCCCCAAAUUUUCCAUCUCCAGCACCACCAGACUGGAGAUGCUCCUCCUGCGUGCGCCUGUGGGUGGUGGCCUCCCGGGGCAGCCUGGACUGGGCAUCUCGAAGCCCCGCUGA
This is a messenger RNA of Sciurus carolinensis (gray squirrel), 960 nucleotides long. Its product is annotated as putative serpin A13. NCBI's taxonomy places the organism in Eukaryota, Metazoa, Chordata, Mammalia, Rodentia, Sciuridae. The record is from RefSeq and is a predicted model, not a curated record. Gene Ontology annotation, biological process: negative regulation of endopeptidase activity. Gene Ontology annotation, molecular function: serine-type endopeptidase inhibitor activity.